AUGCUAAUGUACACCAUCCUUAUACCAAGCCUUUUAUACAUUGCUUUGACAAUCGCAUCAUCCGAGUUAUUGAAUUCCAUACAGGGAACAUGGCAAAGUCAAAGUGAACGAGUAAUUACUGGACCAACUUUUUUUGAUCCCCAGAAGGAAUUGCUAGAAGAACCUAAGCUACCAGGUAUAUCAUAUUCAUUUAAAAAUGGAUACUGGGAACUGGCACAAUAUAUUGUCAUGGGGAAUAAUAGAAACCACCAAUGUCCUCAAGCAAUGUUAAUUUGGCAACAUGGGAAAUAUAAUUUAAAACGAGGAAAACUUGUGCUUAUUCCCAAUAGAAAUGACGGUCGACAAUUAAUCAGCGAUCCUUGUUUGGAUAAUGGUAAAUCUGAAUAUAAAAGGUUUCAUAACGGAGAAACAUUAGAAGUUGAUAUUAGAUUUGAUGGAUAUUUUGGUAAUUGGAAGUUGGUUUUGGUAGAUUAUCUUACAGGUAAAAAGAAGCAACCAAUGUGGUUGACACUGAGAAAUGCCACAAUGUUGCCCACAGGAACCAUAACCUCUACAAAGAGGAAAUAUGUUAAAAAAGAGUAG
This is a messenger RNA of Candida albicans SC5314, 582 nucleotides long. RefSeq lists its product as uncharacterized. NCBI's taxonomy places the organism in Eukaryota, Fungi, Ascomycota, Pichiomycetes, Serinales, Debaryomycetaceae. Gene Ontology annotation, biological process: 'de novo' protein folding; budding cell apical bud growth. The coding region runs from base 1 to 582 and encodes 193 amino acids. The record is from RefSeq and is a predicted model, not a curated record. The transcript has a single exon. Gene Ontology annotation, cellular component: endoplasmic reticulum membrane; endoplasmic reticulum.